This is a messenger RNA of Notothenia coriiceps (black rockcod), 1197 nucleotides long. RefSeq names its product serine/threonine-protein phosphatase 2A 56 kDa regulatory subunit gamma isoform-like. Gene Ontology annotation, cellular component: protein phosphatase type 2A complex; nucleus; cytosol. NCBI's taxonomy places the organism in Eukaryota, Metazoa, Chordata, Actinopteri, Perciformes, Nototheniidae. The coding region runs from base 127 to 1197 and encodes 356 amino acids. Gene Ontology annotation, biological process: signal transduction; protein dephosphorylation. Gene Ontology annotation, molecular function: sialyltransferase activity; protein phosphatase activator activity. The record is from RefSeq and is a predicted model, not a curated record. The transcript has 10 exons.
AGCUAGUUCCCUCAGCAGCAGGGGAGCUUCAUUUUCUGCUCCGAGUGUUCUUGCUAAAAUGGAGGCUGGCUCCUCGCCUUAGCCCGGGCUGCCCUCUUCUCCCCCGUAUCCUGCCUCCGCUCUCUGAUGUUGGCAUGCACUAGAACCAACGGUGGGAUGGUUCUGGAUGCACCGAGCUCCAACGGGCCUUACCAGCCUGUGGCCCUCAUGCAUUUUAGAGAUGUUCCCCUUGCAGAGCAGGAGAAGCUGUUCAUCCAGAAGUUGCGGCAGUGCUGCGUCCUCUUUGACUUCAUCUCAGACCCACUGAGUGACCUGAAAUGGAAGGAGGUGAAGAGGGCGGCCAUAAGCGAGAUGGUGGAGUACAUCACCCACAACAGGAGUGUCAUCACAGAGCCCAUCUACCCAGAGGUGGUGCACAUGUUUGCUGUGAACAUGUUCAGGACGUUGCCGCCAUCAUCAAACCCCACGGGCGCCGAGUUUGACCCCGAAGAAGACGAGCCCACGCUAGAGGCUGCGUGGCCACACCUACAGCUUGUUUAUGAAUUCUUCCUACGCUUCUUAGAGUCACCUGACUUUCAACCAAACAUAGCCAAAAAGUAUAUUGACCAGAAGUUUGUAAUGCAGCUCUUAGACCUGUUUGACAGUGAAGACCCCAGGGAAAGAGACUUUUUAAAGACUACUCUUCAUCGCAUCUAUGGCAAGUUCCUGGGCCUGCGAGCAUACAUUAGGAAACACAUUAAUAACAUAUUUUAUAGGUUCAUUUAUGAGACUGAACAUCAUAAUGGAAUAGCAGAAUUACUGGAGAUAUUAGGCAGCAUAAUCAAUGGCUUUGCAUUACCGUUGAAAGAAGAGCACAAGAUAUUCCUGCUGAAAGUCCUGCUGCCUACACAGUCCACACUCGACAAGUCAAGGCACGGACCCGAUCUAAGGUCUCAAGCCUGCAACACGACCGGAGACACACCCGGACCCCCAGGGGACGACGACGACGACGACGACGAACGGACGACGACGGACGACGACGACGGACGACCAAUUGUGGUCUCCACGCUCUCCCUCCUCAACAGCUCUCGUCUUUUCGAGCGAGGCUCACCUGAAAGGUGUGUUAGCUGCGCCGUGGUAGGAAACGGAGGAAUUCUGCGAGGGUCCCAACAGGGCAGGAACAUCGACAGCCAUGACUUUGUCUUCAGGGGCUCCUGA